Molecule: messenger RNA, 2360 nt
Organism: Pisolithus orientalis
Lineage: Eukaryota; Fungi; Basidiomycota; Agaricomycetes; Boletales; Pisolithaceae
Exons: 7
Coding region: 27-2060 (677 amino acids)
Biological process (GO): intracellular transport
Cellular component (GO): nuclear pore
Source: RefSeq, a predicted model, not a curated record
CUUGGACGCAAGCCCAGCCGACCACCAUGAAGCGAGUCGCUGACAAUCAGCUCACCAAGGACGACGACGGCGACAGCGGUGAUGACGUUCAGGAAGUAUCCCAGGGCUUCCAGAAAGCGGACGAAUCAGUUCUCGCAACCAGGCAGAUACGUGCUCUGCCUAAGCGGUCCUUAGCGGGGGCAGCCGCAAAGGCCACAUCUUUCAAUGGCUUUGCGUCUGCGCCCACUCCUGCUGCUGCAGGUCCAGACAAGGAAGUCCCAGCUCUCCCAAAAUUUGCAAGUUUUGCCGGCUUCGGGUCUUCCACACCUUCAAGCCCGUUCACCUUCACAGUGCAACCACCUCCGACGGCCCCGACUCCCUCAUCUGCACCUUCUUCUGCAGCAGGAUUCAACUUUCACUCUACCCUUAAACUACCGCAGUCUAGCACCUCGUCAGACUUUCCCAAUGGCACAUUACCAACGCAGUCAACACACUCCACCGGAGGAGCGAAUGGUGACGCCACUGCGUUGAAGUAUUACAAGUCACUCAGGGGGUUGAACGUAUCAUUUCUCUCCGCUAUCUCCAAAGCUAUCGAACAAGAUCCUUUUGCUGAUGUUGUUGGCCUUCUGGAGUCUUACAAGAAUCUCCGAAUGACAGUGCAAUCUGAGUUUGACAGCAAUUCUAAGCAUUCCACUACCUCAUCAUCCACACCUGGGCCCUCCGCAAUAACUACAGAAACUCCCGCUCCUGUCUCCCAGUUUGUGAUGCCAAAGCCUCCAUCGGCCUUUCCUAGCUUGCCAGCCACUGCCUCGACUUCAACGAGCGACAACCGAUUCAGUGUUACACCAGCUAUAAAAACCAGUCCAUUUUCUUUCUCACUUCCUACGACCUCGUCGUCCACGGCACCGUCUUUCGGUCCCAGUCCAAAAGCAAACGACCUUUCAGCUCAACCCUCAUCAUCAGCCUCCGAACCUCCUAAGUCGGCUUUUACCUUUGGGACUUCUAAAGCCGACGAAUCAAAUACAUCGAAACCAUCUUUCUUCGCUUUCGGGACGACUGGUUCCCUAAGCUCCAAACAAAAUCCUUUCGACUCGUCAACAAAUCCAUCCGAGAUACCACCGCUCUCUGCUUUCAAAUCCAGCUCAGAUGCUCCCAACUUUUUCGCUACGUCCAAAGUACCCAGCACAACAUCUGAUAUCGGCACUAAAACCACAACAACGUUCGGCACUUCGACCUCGAUCUUCGGGAGCAAUGUCGAUGGUGGCAAACCACCACUGUGUACCCCAUCGACGGGGAGCGACAUCACUGAAGCCGGAGACAAAGUAGAUGCCAGUAAGGAACCUCCUAAGACGUUUGCUACCAGUCUCUUCGGUGGUAGCUUUUCCGGAAACCCGAGCAGCUUGCCAACUGCUGGUGCUUUCUCGUCGGAACAACCCAUCAGUGUGUUCGGAGCUUCACCGCAGAAACCAAGCGUAUUUGGCUUCGGAAAGCCUGCUGGAAGCAUCGGAAAUCCGGUUGGUUUCGGGUUUGGUGCACUAGCGCCGAAAGCUGGUGAUAGCGGUGGACCUACGAACUCUUUGAGACGGUCACCUGCCGUUUCUCCUCCGCCUACUGAAAAGUCAGGAGAGUCCACCCCUCAGCCCGAGGCCAAUGAAGAAACUCCCCCUGCAGAGGAUGACCCUGCAAAGUCGCUGACUACUGCCACUCAUGAUGAGGAGGGUGAAGGCGAAGAAGACGAAGAGACGGUGCACGUUGUGAAAUGUAAAAUCUUUAAAUUAACCAAGACAGAUGAUAAGAACGAAUGGAAGGACCUUGGCAUAGGUAUGCUUCGUUUGAAAAAGCACAAAGAAAACAACGCCCGGCGUGUCCUCAUGCGAAACAGUCACACCGGAAGAAUUCUCCUUAAUUUUAGGUUGUUCAGUGGUCUCAAGCCCUCUUUGGCAAAAACGUCGAUCGCGUUCGUGGGUCACGAGAACGGAGCGCCAGCGUCUUACAGAAUACGAGUGAAAACAGAAUCACAAGCGGUAAGUUUGAAGGACGCGAUGGAUCGAGAAAUUGCUGCUUCCCAAGCAACUUCAUGAGCCCAGUUCUAUCCUGCUGCUGUUAUAUACCGAUCAUGCUGGUCACACAUACACAUCACCAUAUGCUUUCUGCUCCGCGUUUAGUUACGACAUAAUCAUUAAUGAGCUACCUAGCAUUGAGGUGACUCUGUGCAUUGUGCCAAAUUGAGCAAAGCACAAAAGCUUCACUAAGGAGCAACUCAAUCUCGUGGUCCCCCCAAUCCUGGGUGGGUGGAGAUUGAAGAAACAUGAUUAUACCCUAGGGCUCGACUGUCACCACUAUGAAUGGACUUUGUUUAAGGUGUACUUGCCUGGAAGUCC